Molecule: messenger RNA, 1812 nt
Organism: Bolinopsis microptera
Lineage: Eukaryota; Metazoa; Ctenophora; Tentaculata; Lobata; Bolinopsidae
Exons: 7
Coding region: 873-1313 (146 amino acids)
Source: RefSeq, a predicted model, not a curated record
AGGAUGACUUCAUUGAACUGACAAGAACGAAAUGAAGGCUGUGAAGUACCUGUUAUACUGCAUUGCUGCAGGGAUUAUACUGUGGAUAACAUACCAGCACAGCCCAUCUAUGAGCGACAUUAUUACCUAUCUCCCCGGAAUAGAGCAAACUACGGUUCAGCGGAUACAGCUUGACUCAUCAGACACUAAUCAGAUCAGUAGUAAAACUGUGCUGGAAUCAAACAAAACCUGUACUAAAAAGCAUACCAACUUUUUAUUUGUAAAAACUCAUAAAACAGGGACUUCGACUACAGUCAAUAUUUUGUAUCAUUUUGGGAUAAUUCAUGGGUUAAACUAUGCUGUCUAUCCUUAUUCUCAUCAGCUACAUCUCAUUAGACCUGAAAAGUUAAUGCGGCUAGCAUCUAAUGAGACCUACAACAUCAUGUGCCAACAUAUGGUAUUUGAUAAGAGAGCUGUGGAAUCCGUUAUGCCUCAUGAUUCCUAUUAUUUCUCCUUGAUAAGGAGCCCCUUAAAGGCCUUUGUGUCUUUCUAUAUUUUCUACAAUAAUGAUCACAGAAUGCAGACUGAUGCUGGCAGCCCGAUAACACUUGAUGAAUCUAUAAAUAGAUUUCUUGACCUGAAGUAUGAGGAAUCCAAUCGAGAAGAAAAGAUGGGAAGCUACCUCAUUGCAAAUAAUCUAAACUCUAUGAGCUACGAUCUUGGAAUGUCUCAGGGAAGUACGAUGAUUAUAACUGACGACACUAUCAAUAACUAUAUAAAAAUGCUGGACGACCGUUUUGAUUUGCUGAUGACCCUCGAGCAUCUUGACGAGUCACUACUUCUUCUUCAAAGGACCGUGUGGAGGACUCAUUGAUAUUUAUUAUCUUAACCGUAUGGUGUCCAAAUCUAACAGAUCUCACGAAAUUCUCUCUGAUUCUACUAAAGUUCGUCUAACACAAGUGUUGACUCCUGAUGUUAAACUCUACAAUCAUUUUAGUGCUAAACUUCUAAAAAGAUUAGAUAACAUGCCCCCUGAGUUUAAAGAUAAGCUCGUCAAGUUUAAGGAGGCUAAAUCAAAGUUUGAAUCAGAUUGUAUGAUCAUGGACCGUUUAGUACCAGCUCCCUACCACUCCCAACAGCACCCUCUAACUGAGAAGGGGCAAAGUUCGCUACAUUGUCAAGUGCUAGCUGAUAAGGAUGUCGGCUUGACAAAGUUUAUAAGUCGACUACAAGAUCCAGACCAUGCUUCAAGACCUAAAACGGACUCCUAUGGUUACAUCAGUAGAUAUCGAAAUUUGGAAACAUAUCCCAGACAGUGGAAAUUACAAUUAUAAUGUCCCUUAAGUGAUUAAGACCAUUAAGGGGGUAUACACCAAAACAAGGGUUUGUGUCGGCCAACCCAAAUGACCUAACAGGAAGUUCAGUGACCGAUUCCAAUCCAAAAAUUGAUUUCGAGAACACUCAUUUCUGUAAUCGACCAUUUCCUGGUCAAAGUGCAUUUUUUCAAAGUCAAAAAGCUGAAAUUGGCCAAUUUUGGUGUAUACCCCCUUAAGUGUUUGUUGACAGUUUAACUAGUUUAUUAAAUUCUAUUUUGAAAGUUCUAACCAUUUUUUGUAUAAUCAAUCACAUGAAUUUGAACGAUUGCCAGCAUUAAUGUUGUAAUGUAUAAACCGAUAUAAGCAUGGAGAAUCAAGUGUCAUGAACAAACAUUGAAGAUAUAUGUGUUAGGUAUUGAACCUAUUGAACCUAUUGAUGUAUUAUGUUAAUUAAGACGAGCGUUGUUAUGGACUAUUCAGUAUUGCCACUGUAUGACUAUUUAUUUGACAAUUUUUA